GGCAGGCUAAAGUCUAAAUCUCUAUAAGAAUUAACCUCCGUCGCCUCCGUCUGCGUCUGCAUCUGCAUCUGCAUCUGUCGUCUGUUGUCUAUACGCUCACAAAUUAAUCCUUUUUAUGUUGGGUAUCCGAUACUCCUUUUUGAGAUCUGUUCUUACUAGUGGUAGGUGAAAGUGAGAUGGUGCUCAAAGACCAAAAAUUCUUACGCUGCUUCUUCUUCGUUAUCGUCUUCUCAAUACACGUGGUUGCACUCGAUUCUGCCGAUGCGAUCCAAGGUUGCGGUGGCUUUGUCGAGGCGAGGUCGUCUUUGAUUAACUCAAGGAAGCCAACUGAUGCGAAAUUGAAUUAUUCACACAUCGCGGUUGAGCUGCGUACCUUGGAUGGUUUGGUGAAGGAUAGAACGCAAUGUGCUCCUAAUGGUUACUACUUCAUCCCGGUUUAUGAGAAGGGUUCUUAUGUUAUCAAAGUUAAGGGACCUGAAGGAUGGUCGUGGGACCCAGAUCAGGUUCCCGUGCUUGUCGAUCAUACUGGAUGUAAUAGAAAUGAAGAUAUAAAUUUCCGGUUCACAGGAUUCAGUAUUAGUGGAAAAGUUGUGGGAGCAGUUGGCGGUGAGAGCUGUUCGUCUACCGAUGGCGGUCCAUCAAAUGUAAAUGUUGAGCUUCUGGAUUCCAGUGGGAAUAUUGUAUCGUCUGUUUUGACAUCAAUAGCAGGAAGUUAUUCUUUCACCAACAUAAUUCCAGGAAGGUACAACCUACGCGCCUCCCAUGCUGAUCUUAAUAUUGAAGUUAAAGGUUCCACAGAGGUUGACUUGGGGUUUGGAAAUAGCCAAGUUGAAGAUGUCUUCUUUGUCUUUGGUUACAAUAUACGUGGAUUGGUAGUUGCACAAGGAAACCCCAUUUUAGGGGUUCACUUUUAUCUGUACUCUGAUGAUGUCAAGGAAGUGCACUGCCCACAGGGUUCUGGUAACCCCUCUGGACAUAGAACUGCACUUUGCCAUGCCCUAUCUGAUGCUGAUGGAACAUUUAUAUUUAAGUCAAUUCCAUGCGGUAAUAUUUUAGAUUCUUUUCCUCCGUCUCUCUUGAUUAGAUAUGGCACUGAAUCUGUUCAUUCCAGCGACAUUUGCAUGGAUAAAACCUUCCUCUAG
Messenger RNA from Lactuca virosa, 1142 nucleotides. The record is from the annotation of a GenBank genome assembly. Lineage: Eukaryota; Viridiplantae; Streptophyta; Magnoliopsida; Asterales; Asteraceae.